AUGUCAGAGCUGUCCUCAGAGGAGGAGGCGGCCUUGGCCAAGAUCCAGGCGGCUGCGAAGGGCGCCGAUGUCCGGAUGGCCGCCGCUUCAGGUGAAAGCCAAGCAGGCAAAGAUGGAGAGAUGAGUUCCGAGGAGAAGGAUGCCUUGCUGAAGAUCCAAGCAGCCCAGAGGGGUGUGGAAGCCCGAGUGGCCGAGGACAAGCCUCCCGUGGCUCACAUGAUGAUGCCGAAGAAACGGCAGCAGCGCCGGAAGCUGCGUUCAGCUCGAAUGUAUCGCUUGAUGUACGAUUUCAAGGCGAAGAAGCUGGUGACCCCUUCCUGA
Symbiodinium sp. CCMP2456 is the source of this 321-nucleotide messenger RNA. The record is from the annotation of a GenBank genome assembly. NCBI's taxonomy places the organism in Eukaryota, Dinophyceae, Suessiales, Symbiodiniaceae.